GAUGCGCCCGUGCCGGCGCGUGACCACCUGUUCCUCCACGCACGACCGCAUCGCGUCACCACGACGACUCCCUCCCUCCUCCAGUCCUCCCCUCCCCUCCCCUCCCCUUCCCUCCCAGGGCGACGAUCUCGACCGCAUCCCACUUGGCUUCCUGUUCUCCACUUCACCCGGAACCUUCUAGAAGGCCCGACCGACCCUGAUUUGGAGAUUUGAAAUCUCUCUGUAGCUUCGGAGCUGCCGCCGGCGAGAUCCCGCCAUGGUGAAGGAAAGCGCCUACUACGACGUCCUCGGGGUCAGCGUCGACGCGUCCCCCGCCGAGAUCAAGAAGGCGUACUACCUCAAGGCGAAGCUGGUGCAUCCGGAUAAGAAUCCUGGGAACCCCGAUGCCGCACAGAAAUUUCAGGAACUUGGGGAGGCUUAUCAAGUCCUAAGUGAUCCUGGGAAAAAGGAGGCUUAUGAUAAGUACGGGAAGGAGGGUAUUCCCCAGGAUAACAUGAUAGAUCCUGCUGCUGUCUUUGGGAUGCUUUUUGGGAGCGACUACUUUGAAGAUUAUGUUGGCCAGCUUGCCCUAGCAUCUAUAGCUUCAGUGGAGAUUGAGGAAAACGCAAACAGUCAAGAGGCAAGAGCAAAGGUUCAAGAAAAGAUAAAGGAGUUACAAAAAGAAAGAGAACAAAAGCUCACUCAGAGCCUUAAGGACCGACUUCAACCGUAUGUAGAUGGGAGAAAGGAUGAAUUUGUGAGCUGGGCGAGUGCAGAAGCACGGCGUUUAUCCCAAGCAGCAUUUGGUGAGGCUAUGCUUCACACUAUUGGGUACAUUUAUGUGCGGCAAGCAGCAAGAGAACUUGGAAAGAGUCGAAUUUACAUGGGUGUACCGUUCAUAGCUGAGUGGGUUAGGGACAAAGGCCACCACAUUAAAUCGCAGGUUAAUGCUGCUUCAGGUGCUAUCUCUCUGAUACAACUCCAAGAAGGAAUGAAAAAGAUGGAGGGAAGUGAGGACAAUGAAGAGCAGCUUAUGAAAAGUUUUGAGGAGAAAAAAGAGGCCAUGCUUGGUUCACUAUGGAAGAUUAAUGUGGUUGAUAUUGAGUCGACACUUUCACAUGUCUGCCAAGCGGUUCUGAAAGAUAACACAGUCUCCAAAGAUGUUCUGAAGUUGAGAGCCAAAGCCUUGAAAAAGCUUGGGACGAUAUUCCAGGGUGCAAAGUCUCUGUACCGUCGUGAAAACAGCCUGCGGGUCGAAACGAGCACAGAUCAGCAAGCAACGCCAUCGCAGUGAAGCCCAUAGACCACCGUUUAACAAGAGAUUUGGUGAUUUGUUGUGGUUUUCACCUCUCUCUUUCUCUCUCCUGUCACAGUUUUCAUUAAUUUUCUGUAGAAAAAUGUGAGUGGUGAACAUCAUGCUGCGGACUGCGGUUUUGAUGCAGCGUUAUAACUUGUAGCAACGUUUUCUUUUGGAAUGAUACUAGCAUUGUACUAGCUGUUUGCUGA
Messenger RNA from Setaria italica (foxtail millet), 1485 nucleotides. Its product is annotated as chaperone protein dnaJ 10. The coding region runs from base 257 to 1273 and encodes 338 amino acids. The transcript has 10 exons. NCBI's taxonomy places the organism in Eukaryota, Viridiplantae, Streptophyta, Magnoliopsida, Poales, Poaceae. The record is from RefSeq and is a predicted model, not a curated record.